GCAUAGGAAAGCAGAAGAGGAAGAGAAGGCGUGAAGACAUAUAUUAUACAUGGUGAAGGAAGGAGGAGGGGAGGGAUUGCGAGUGCUGGGGAAGUACGUGCUGGGGCGGACGCUUGGCGAGGGCAACUUCGGCAAGGUGAAGUACGCUAAGCACGUCGAAACCGGGCAGGCCUUCGCCGUCAAGAUCCUCGACCGCAGCCGCGUGCAGUCCCUCAACUUCAGCGAUCAGAUUAAGAGGGAGAUCGGCACGUUGAAGCUGCUGAAGCAUCCGAGUGUAGUCAGGUUACACGAGGUGUCAGCAAGCAAAACUAAGAUUUACAUGGUGCUUGAAUACGUAAAUGGUGGCGAAUUGUUCGACAAAAUUGCACUGAAGGGAAGGCUCUCGGAACGCGAGGGUCGGAAGCUUUUCCAGCAGCUGAUUGAUGCUGUAAGCUACUGUCAUGACAAGGGAGUCUACCACAGAGAUUUGAAGCCAGAAAAUGUUCUUGUGCAUGGAAAGGGCAACGUAAAGGUUUCAGAUUUCGGCCUCAGCGCCUUACCACAACAUGUUGGGAAUGAUGGGUUGCUGCAUACAACCUGUGGAAGCCCCAACUAUGUUGCACCUGAGGUUCUUAAAAAUAGAGGAUAUGAUGGUGCGAGAUCAGACAUAUGGUCUUGUGGUGUCAUCCUAUAUGUGAUUCUUACAGGGUCUCUUCCAUUUGAUGACAGAAAUCUUGCUGUGCUUUGUCAGAAGAUCUUUAGGGGGGACACAAAGAUCCCUAGGUGGCUCUCCCCUGAUGCUCAAGACCUGUUGAGAAGAAUGCUUGAUCCAAAUCCCAUCACAAGGAUAGAUGUAGCUGGGAUCAAAGCACAUGACUGGUUCAAGCAAGACUACACCCCAGUCAUCCCCAUUGAUGAUGAUGAUGAUGAUGAUGAUGAUGAUUUAGUUCCAUAUAGUGAACCAUCUUCCACUAAAAUGCAUAAUGAGUCAGAUGAAAAGGGAACUACUCCAACCCAAAUCAAUGCAUUUCAACUCAUUGGCAUGUCUUCCUCUCUUGAUCUCUCUGGUUUUUUUGAGAAAGAGGAUGUCUCAGAGAGGAAAAUAAGGUUCACAUCCAAUCAUUCACCCAAACACCUGUUUGAGAAGAUUGAGCAUAUUGUUACUGAAAUGGGGUAUCAAAUCCAUAGAGGACAUGGCAAACUGAAAGUUAGCCACCAAAUCAAGAGUUCGAAGUUCCCAAGGAUCUCUUCUUCACUCUCAGUUGCUGCAGAGGUGUUUGAGCUCAGUCCAUCUCUGUAUAUUGUGGAGCUAAGAAAAUCUCAUGGAGAUUCUUCAUUAUAUAGACAGUUGUGCACGAGGCUGUCAGGAGAUUUGGGUGUCCGCAAGAGCCAACAACACAUCUGCAAGGCGCUGUCGAUGCCGGAACUCAACAGUUUCAGAGGAGAUAUUAUUGAGGAUAGAGAGCAAGGAAACGAUAAAAUAGAAUAUUGUAAUGCAAUUAAAAGAUAAUGCUUUCAAUAAAAGAAAUUGAUAUAGAAACAAGAGGUAAGAUAUAGAACAUUUACAAGAUAUUCCCAAAUACAUACUCUCAUUUGCUUAUGAACUAUGAUCCUAUUUAUAAGACCUAAUAGUAAUUAUAUC
Molecule: messenger RNA, 1621 nt
Organism: Musa acuminata subsp. malaccensis (wild Malaysian banana)
Lineage: Eukaryota; Viridiplantae; Streptophyta; Magnoliopsida; Zingiberales; Musaceae
Product: CBL-interacting protein kinase 1
Biological process (GO): signal transduction; protein phosphorylation
Molecular function (GO): protein serine/threonine kinase activity; ATP binding
Source: RefSeq, a predicted model, not a curated record